AUGAAGCCAUCAUGGUGGCCAGAAGAUGUUGCAUACAGGAAUGCGAACUGGGGAAAAGACAAGCCGCAUUUUGAUGAGUUAGUCAAAAUAAUGGAAGCAUUUAAUAAUGAUUAUUGUUGCAUCAGUAGUAGUAGUAGGAAUAUUCAUAGAGUUGAAAGUGGUUCAGAGAGUGGUCAAAGUGAUGGUGGUGGUAGUGAUGAUGAUAAUAGAGGAGGUGAUGCUGGUGAUGAUAAUAAUUAUGGUGAUGAUAAAAGAGGUGGUGAUGAUGGUGAUGAUAAUUAUGAUGGUGAUGAUAGAAGAGGUAGUGAUGAUGGUGAUGAUAAUUAUGAUGGUGAUGAUAGAAGAGGUAGUGAUGAUGGUGAUGGUUGUGCUGACUUUAAUAAUGGUAGUCGAGGAUUUGGUGGUGGUGGUCCACUUGGCAACCAAGAGUGUGUGGAAGGAGGUCCAUCAGAAAUUGCUGGUGCAAAGGAAGAUGUUGACGUGAUGGAAAUUGGAAUCCAUAGUCCUCUUAGCACAAUACAAAGAAAAGAAUUACAGAUAAAAGCUGGUUAG
This is a messenger RNA of Dendronephthya gigantea, 552 nucleotides long. RefSeq lists its product as uncharacterized. The record is from RefSeq and is a predicted model, not a curated record. The coding region runs from base 1 to 552 and encodes 183 amino acids. The transcript has a single exon. Lineage: Eukaryota; Metazoa; Cnidaria; Anthozoa; Malacalcyonacea; Nephtheidae.